AUGUCCGGGGAGAUGUGGAUUCCGGAGUUGGCAAUUCUGAGGGGCUUCCCCACUGAGGCUGAGCGACAACAGUGGAAGCAGGAGGGGGUCGUCGGCUCAGAGAGUGGAUUUUGCCUACAAUUGCUGCUAGAAGGGAGCUAUGAACCAAUAUUCUUAAAUUCAUUAACUCAAAAUAUCUUUAAUUCAAUGAUGAUGACUGAAGAAAAGAUCGACAAUUACCUGGAAAAGCAGAUAGUAACAUUCCUGGAUUGUUCAACAGAUUUGGAGAAAAGCGAAAGACAGCAGCUGAUAUUCCUACUUGGUGUGAGCAGUUUGCAACUUUUUGUUCAGAGUAACUGGACGGGGCCUUCUGUUGACUUACAACCUCAAGAUUUUUUGCCGUCUGUUUUGUUUCAGCGCUUUAAUGAGGCCAAAGAGUUGGAUGCAGUUGUUCUGAAUCUGCUCAUUCUAGAUGGUGAAUCAAUCUACAGCCUGACCUCAAAGCCUAUACUGCUGUUAUUAGCUCGAAUUAUCCUAGUGAAUAUAAGACAUAAACUGACAUCUGUUCAGAGCUUGCCGUGGUGGACUUUGAGAUACGUGAACAUUCAUCAGCAAUUACUUGAGGAACGCUCCCCUCAGCUUUUUGCUCUUGCUGAACACUCUGUGGACCAAGAUCCUUUGCAUUCCCAUAUACAUUUUAGAAUCAGCUUGUGUCAUGAUAUUCCUGUCAUCAUGGACAAAUUACUUAAUCUUGAGCUCAAUGAUGAUACUGUUUUGAAUGAGAUACAGUUAGCAGACUGUGAACAGUUUCAGGUGCCUGACCUAUGUGCUGAAGAGCUUGCUGUUAUCCUUGGAGUUUGCACAAACUUACAAAAGAAUAAUCCUGUUCAUAAAUUAACUGAAGAGGAGCUGCUAGCAUUUACAUCCUGUUUGCUUUCACAACCAAAGUUCUGGGCCAUUCAGACAUCAGCCUUGAUCCUCCGUACAAAACUUGAGAGGGGAAGCACACGCCGAGUGGAACGAGCAGUGAGGCAGACACAGGCUCUUUCAGACCAAUUUGAAGAUAAGACUACAUCUGUAUUGGAACGUCUGAAAAUUUUUUAUUGCUGUCAAGUACCACCUCAUUGGGCCAUCCAGCGUCAACUUGCAAGUUUACUCUUUGAAUUGGGAUGUAUCAGUUCAGCCCUUCAAAUAUAUGAGAAGCUAGAGAUGUGGGAAGAUGUCGUCAUUUGCUUUGAAAGAAUCGGGCAGCAUGGGAAGGCAGAAGAAAUUCUUAGACAAGAGCUGAAGAAAAAGGAGACGCCAAGUUUAUACUGCUUGCUUGGAGACAUUCUUCGAGACCACUCCUGCUAUGACAAGGCCUGGGAGUUGUCUCGGCAUCGUAGCGCCCGAGCUCAACGCUCCAAAGGCCUCCUUCACCUUCGAAACAGGGAGUUUAGAGACUGUGUGGAAUGCUUUGAACGUUCAGUCAAGAUUAAUCCCAUGCAGCUCGGGGUAUGGUUUUCUUUGGGUUGUGCCUAUUUGGCCCUGGAAGACUAUGGAGGUUCGGCAAAGGCGUUUCAGCGUUGUGUCACCUUAGAACCUGAUAAUGCAGAGGCUUGGAACAAUUUAUCAACAUCGUAUAUCAGAUUAAAGCAGAAAGUGAAAGCUUUUAGAACUUUACAAGAAGCUCUCAAGUGUAACUAUGAACACUGGCAGAUCUGGGAGAACUACAUCCUCACCAGCACAGAUGUUGGGGAGUUCUCAGAAGCCAUUAAAGCUUACCACCGGCUCUUGGAUUUACGGGACAAAUAUAAAGAUGUUCAGGUCCUUAAAAUUCUGGUCAGGGCAGUGAUUGAUGGGGUGACUGAUCGGAAUGGAGAAGUCGCAACUGGCCUCAAAGGAAAGCUGCAGGAGUUAUUUGGCAGGAUAACUUCAAGAGUGACAAAUGAUGGCGAAAUCUGGCGGCUGUAUGCCCAAGUGUAUGGAAAUGGGCAGAGUGAGAAGCCUGAUGAAAUUGAAAAGGCAUUCCAGUAUCUCUCUAAGGCAUACAAGUGUGACACACACUCCAGUUGUUGGGAGAAAGAUGUGACAUCAUUUAAGGAAGUGGUUCAGAGAGCCUUAGGACUUGCACAUGUGGCUAUAAAAUGCAGUAAAAACAAAUCCAGUCCCCAAGAGGCUGUACAAGUGCUUUCUUCAAUUCGACUCAAUUUACGGGGCUUGUUAUCCAAAGCAAAGCAACAUUUUACAGAUGUGGCAAGUGGAGAAAUUUCCAGCGACUUAGCUGAAGAAAUAGCAGCUAUGGAAGCCUCAGUAAUGGAGCUCCAAGACCUAAGCAACCAAUUUCGAAACCAGUAUUGACAGUGUUGGAAGCAGUCCGUGGUUUAGAAACUGCUUUCACCUUCUGGAAUGUCUCUUGUCUAUGUAUCUGAAACUCAAGAUUUCAUUUUUAAAGUAAAUUUUUGUUUUAUGGCU
This is a messenger RNA of Chrysochloris asiatica (Cape golden mole), 2433 nucleotides long. RefSeq names its product tetratricopeptide repeat protein 27-like. The record is from RefSeq and is a predicted model, not a curated record. The coding region runs from base 1 to 2319 and encodes 772 amino acids. Lineage: Eukaryota; Metazoa; Chordata; Mammalia; Afrosoricida; Chrysochloridae. The transcript has 19 exons. Gene Ontology annotation, molecular function: protein binding.